AUGAGCGUAGACGCCCGCCAUGUGUGCGGCUGCUGCCUCGCACCGGAGCCCGGUGUGCUGGCGGACACACACAGCAGCGGCCGAAACGUCGCGGUUGUGCACACACGCAUUGAGCCGGGGGUCUCGGCAGACCCGACGGUGCGCAUUCUGUCGCUCCCGCACGGCCGCUGCUACCGCAUCGCCGCACCAGCGCCAGUAGCAGCAGAAAGAGUGAAGCACCUCGCUGAAGUAAAGACGACGAUGCGAGCAGGUGUUCCUGCCGAAGAACAAGAGGACGAGGAGGAAGAGAACGGGGUGACGACAGAAAUGAAGCAGCAGCAGCAACAGAGUACGGCGCCAGCAGCUGGGCGGAGGGACGGACUGCUGCGUGGCGGCCGUGGUCCGCGGAACCGGAAGCCGUACACGCACUUCCUCUCGCUCCCCAUAGGAAAGCUGCCGGGCGUGCAGGCCAGUGCGGAGGCGCUGCUGCAGGCGAUAAAGCGCCGCUGUGUGGACCCGGGUGCGAUGGUCACGGAAGACAUCUUCACCACCGCGCCACGCAUGCACCUCACGCUGCUUAUGCUGUCGCUCCCCACGCGCGAAGCCCUUGCGAUGGCCGUGGAGUGCAUGCGGGUGCUGCAGGAGGAAGUGCGUCGCUGGCAGGCCGAAAAUUAUAACACCAACAAUAACAGUGGCAGCAACAGUCGCCCGGACAAGGACGCGGGGCUUCAGAUCCGCCUCGGCGGCCUGCACGUGAUGACGGGGCGGGGGCAGCAUGAAAAGAAGGCCGACGUGUUGUACAUGGGCCUCGCCGACGCCGCAUCGAACGCACGGGUGGCGGCGCUGCAGCAGCUCGUGCACAACUGCUUUGCGGAGUUCACGACGUGCGACCCGCGUGUGGAGGAAAGCCGGCAGCUGCAUAUGACGCUCAUGAACACCAAGUGGCGGCGCGACGGGGCGGUGAGUGGCGGUCAAGACACGCAGGCAAAGUGGCCCCCGCGUGUGCCGUUCGAUGCGACGCGAAUUCUGCGGGAGUUCGCGCAGGCGACGCUGUGUGGCGACGGCGCCGUCACGCUGGAGCGCAUUGAGCUCAAUGCGCUGGGCUACGACACGGCGCAAGAGAGUUACCCAUGUGAGUCUGUUGUUUCGCUGUAG
This is a messenger RNA of Trypanosoma grayi, 1134 nucleotides long. RefSeq lists its product as hypothetical. Gene Ontology annotation, cellular component: nucleus. The transcript has a single exon. The coding region runs from base 1 to 1134 and encodes 377 amino acids. Gene Ontology annotation, biological process: regulation of DNA-templated transcription; DNA alkylation repair. Lineage: Eukaryota; Euglenozoa; Kinetoplastea; Trypanosomatida; Trypanosomatidae. The record is from RefSeq and is a predicted model, not a curated record.